Toxotes jaculatrix (banded archerfish) is the source of this 1383-nucleotide messenger RNA. It is a transcript of the gene glod4, whose product is annotated as glyoxalase domain containing 4. The record is from RefSeq and is a predicted model, not a curated record. The transcript is spliced from 9 exons. Bases 45 to 941 code for a protein of 298 amino acids. NCBI's taxonomy places the organism in Eukaryota, Metazoa, Chordata, Actinopteri, Toxotidae.
ACGGAUCGGCUUGCAACACAGACAUCAUAAUAUCUGACGAGAAAAUGGCUUUGAGGCGAGCGUUGCAUUUUGUUUUUAAAGUCGGCGACCGGGCCAAAACAGCCACGUUUUACCGAGAUGUUCUGGGCAUGAAGGUUUUACGCCAUGAAGAGUUUGAAGAAGGCUGCAAAGCAACUUGCAAUGGGCCCUACGAGGGAAAAUGGAGCAAGACAAUGGUUGGCUUUGGUCCAGAAGAUGACCAUUUUGUUGCUGAACUGACAUACAAUUAUGGGGUUGGAGAAUAUCAGCUUGGCAAUGACUUCUUGGGCCUCACUCUGCAGUCAAGCCAAGCUGUCAGCAAUGCUAAACAUCUGGGAUGGCCUCUCACUGAGGUAGGAGAGGCUUUGUAUCUGACCCAGGCUCCAGGAGGAUAUCGCUUCUACCUGGUGGACAAAGAGCAGCCUCCGCAUGACCCUGUGCAGAAGGUUUGUCUCGGAGUAUCAGACCUCCAGAGGUCGACCCACUACUGGAGUACACUCUUGGGAAUGAAGGUGAUGGACAAGAAUGAGGAAAAGAAAACAGUGCUGAUGGGAUUUGCAGAUACACAAUGCCAACUGGAGCUUCAUGACAUUAGUGGGACAGUAGAUCAUGGAACAGCGUUUGGGAGGAUAGCAUUUUCAUGCCCACGGGAGCAACUUCCUGACAUCGAAGCCUUGAUGAAAAAGGAAAAUCAGAAAAUUCUCACUCCUUUAGUCAGUCUGGACACUCCUGGAAAAGCCACAGUAGAAGUGGUUAUUUUGGCUGAUCCAGAUGGCCAUGAGAUUUGCUUCGUGGGAGAUGAGGCAUUUAGGCAGCUGUCCAUGGUGGACCCCAAAGGAAAUGACUUACUUGAUAAGGCAAUGGCUGAAGAUAAAAGUGAUGAGUGGUUUGCCAAGCACAACAGACAGAAAGCUACUGCAUGAGAAGGAGAUUGUGCACCGUCAAAUUUUUACCACUUCAUAUGAUGAGAUGCUGCACAACGCACCUGUAGUGUAAAUCUUAUCACCUCAAGUAUCCUUAGGCUGGCAGUGUGAAAUUUAUUUUCCCCUGGUAGGAUGCCAUGCUACUGUUGCACUUGUUCAAUUCCAUGGAUAUCUUUCCAAUAAAAAUGAUUCCUAUCAAUAAGGCAGAGAGGUGGGCUAAAACCGUUAUUUAAUGCAACUUAUUUUUAAAAGUUAUUAAAGAUAUAAACAUGGCCAGGGAGAACAAUUCUGUAGUUUGCGGUUGCGCAAGCAAUCUGCACGUAAAUAGAUCCGGUAUCAUACAGUUCUAAUAGUUUAGUCAUGUGCUUGAGUUACACUGAAUUUAUCCUUUGUAAAUUAACAUAUUGUCACUCAUCUGCUCGAAAUAAAACUUGUAUCUAAC